Molecule: messenger RNA, 471 nt
Organism: Clonostachys rhizophaga
Lineage: Eukaryota; Fungi; Ascomycota; Sordariomycetes; Hypocreales; Bionectriaceae
Source: the annotation of a GenBank genome assembly
AUGUCUAGCACGGGCUCCGCAUCCGCAGAUGGCGAUACUCCAGCCACAUAUCGAUGUCCAAGCUCACCACCUCAGCGGCCCAGACGGGAAUUCACCGCGAUCCUCGGCCACAGAUGGGAGAAAUGCGAAUUCCAGCUUCACAUUAAAUGGGUCGGUGUAGAUCCCACAUGGGUACGAGAGCGGAGCCUGCAUCGAGAUUCGAAAGCCGCUCUGUUACACUACUGGCAAAGUCUGCCCAACGGCCGCCCGAUGAACCCAGACGACGACGAAGUGUUCGAAGUUUUUCGAUUCAGGGAUGAUAAGGCAGGCAAGAGAGGCAAGAAACGGUUGCUGCUAACCGAAUGGGUCGGGUAUGACGAGAAGGAGAUGACCUGGGAGCCUGAAGACGAAAUGGUGAAGGCGGUCCCUGAGCUUGUGGACCUUUUCUGGGCAGAAAAGGCGGUUAUUAAGGCCAAGAAGGGCUUUUAUUAA